GCGCGAGUGCGUAUCGCAGUGACGCACGGGCGCACGGCGAUGUUGUGACAGAAGUGCACUCGCGAGUCUGAGGGGGUCUCUCUGUGUUCGUCGCGUCGUCAUUAUUCUCGGCAUUAACGCUACCGUCGUCGACUUAACGGUUAACGCUUCGACUACGACCGACCGACCGAUCGGAGAAGGGACGAGAAACGGAGAAGGCACUCGAGCGCAGAGCAAAGUCGAAGUGAGCCAGGCAUAACACGGGCGCAACGAGGAGUUCGCUCGCGUCGCAGUCCCCUCGUCAGCGGGGACAAUGAAGUUCCAAUACAAGGAGGAGCAUCCGUUCGAGAAGAGGAAGGCCGAGGGCGAGAAGAUCCGACGGAAAUACCCCGAUCGAGUGCCCGUGAUAGUAGAGAAGGCGCCCAAGGCAAAGAUCAGUGAUCUGGACAAGCAGAAAUAUUUGGUACCUUCUGACUUGACCGUCGGUCAGUUUUACUUUUUAAUUCGUAAGAGGAUUCACUUACGUCCCGAGGAUGCCCUAUUCUUCUUCGUCAACAACAUUAUUCCACCAACAAGUGCUACCAUGGGUUCUCUUUAUGCGGAACAUCAUGAAGAGGAUUUCUUCCUAUACAUAGCAUAUAGCGAUGAGAACGUGUACGGUCAUUAAACCCCCGGACGAGCGAAUUGCCAAGCCGACAACAAAAAGGAUUCGACAACAGAAAUUUAACCACCUCAACGUAGUCCUCAUAGACGCUUUCGAAGAAUCGUGCAUACGAAAUCGCAUCUAUCGAUCACUUUGUGUGUGAAAUUUUAUGUCUUGACGCUACCACACUACAUUUGCUUCCCCCAAAGAAUUACACGAUUGUCUUUUGACGAUGAGAAUAUUUCUUGUCGACUCCAUUGUCGCUCUCUCUGUCAUCGCGAGAGGGCUUAGUUCACACCGUAGCGCGUAAGGGUAACAGAUCUGUGCAGAAUUAUACGGCAUAUAUAUAUAUAUAUAUAUAUAUAUAUAUAUAUAUGUGGGUGUGUGUGUGUGUGUGUCGAGGCUGAUCAAAGAGAUAAAAAAAAUGAGAGAAAAAGAAGGGAAAAUCUUUGCAUUGCCAAACGUUGCUAAUAAUAUUGCUGUCACAUAUUAUUUCACUGCACGCAUUAUCAGUCAUAAUGAAGUUCUUUGAACCGUAAAACCGUAGUUAUCAUACCAUGAAAAAAAUUGGAAGUAUGGUAUAAACGCAGAAUUCUCUACAUGAAUAUCGUUUUCGUCGAUUUAGGUUUAGUAUUAUUGUAUCUACGUGACUUUAACGUAAUUUGAUCACUAGGAAGAGCGAAGAAGGGAGAUUGUUGGGUGUGCGAGGGAGGAAAAAAUUUUCUGUAACAGCUAGAGGAUGUAAGGUCAAUAAAGAGAGGAAAGGA
This is a messenger RNA of Ooceraea biroi (clonal raider ant), 1389 nucleotides long. It is a transcript of the gene Atg8a, whose product is annotated as GABA type A receptor-associated protein autophagy-related 8a. Lineage: Eukaryota; Metazoa; Arthropoda; Insecta; Hymenoptera; Formicidae. The record is from RefSeq and is a predicted model, not a curated record.